GAAGGUGGUGGUGGGGGGAAGGUUAGCCAGCAGCGCAGCCCUAUCCGCCUCUCCCUCAUAAACCAGCCUGUGUUGGGCUGAGCAGGCCCCUCACACAAAGGAGGGCAGGGCAGGCAGGGCUGCCCCCCCUUCCCCCCCGCCUCGGCAGAGGGGCAGCGGGGAGGCGCCCUUCCCCGUGCACAGCACUCACAGCCACUUACUCCUCUCCCGUCCUCCGUCUUUCUCUCCCCCCUCUUCCCCUCACCUCCCCCCACGGUUCUCCCCUCAGCCCCCCGCCCGCUGUCCAUGUAGCCGUCCGGCCGCCGGCCCCUCCGCACUAUGCCCAUCUUACUCUUCCUGAUAGACACGUCCGCCUCCAUGAACCAGCGCACCCAUCUGGGCACCACCUAUCUGGACAUAGCCAAAGGCGCUGUAGAGACUUUCAUGAAGCUCCGAGCCCGGGACCCAGCCAGCAGGGGAGACAGGUACAUGCUGGUCACUUUCGAGGAGCCUCCCUACGCUAUCAAGGCUGGCUGGAAGGAAAACCAUGCAACGUUUAUGAAUGAACUGAAAAACCUUCAAGCUGAAGGACUUACGACUCUUGGCCAGUCCCUAAGGACAGCUUUUGAUUUAUUAAACUUAAAUAGAUUAGUAACUGGCAUAGACAACUAUGGGCAGGGACGAAACCCUUUUUUUCUGGAGCCAGCAAUAAUUAUAACAGUUACUGAUGGAAGUAAAUUAACUACUACCAGUGGGAUACAGGAAGAGCUCCAUUUACCUCUCAAUUCCCCUUUACCUGGAAGUGAGUUGACUAAGGAACCCUUUCGAUGGGAUCAGAGGUUAUUUGCUUUGGUUCUUCGUUUGCCUGGUAUUACAGCACCAGAAUCAGAACAGAUGACAGGGGUGCCUGUGGAUGACUCUGCUAUCACACCUAUGUGUGAAGUCACAGGAGGUCGAUCAUAUUGUGUGUGCUCUCCAAGAAUGCUGAAUCAAUGUCUUGAGUCAUUGGUGCAAAAAGUGCAAAGUGGAGUGGUAAUAAAUUUUGAAAAAGCUGGACCAGAUCCCUCACCAAUUGAUGAUGGGCAGGUGGAGAUAUCCAGACCCUUUGGACCCCAGCCUUGGCACAGCUGUCACAAACUUAUCUAUGUCAGACCAAACCCUAAAACUGGGGUUCCUAUAGGUCAUUGGCCUGUUCCUGAAUCCUUUUGGCCAGAUCAAAAUUCUCCAACACUGCCACCUCGCACAUCUCAUCCUGUGGUGAAAUUUUCCUGUACUGACUGUGAACCGAUGGUCAUUGACAAACUGCCUUUUGAUAAAUAUGAAUUAGAACCUUCACCACUGACCCAGUUUAUCCUGGAAAGAAAAUCCCCUCAGACCUGCUGGCAGGUGUAUGUGAGCAAUAGUGCAAAAUACAGUGAACUCGGUCAUCCUUUUGGUUACUUGAAAGCUAGUACAGCGCUGAAUUGUGUGAAUUUAUUUGUGAUGCCUUACAAUUACCCAGUCCUGCUUCCACUGCUAGAUGACUUGUUUAAAGUACACAAGGCAAAGCCUACGUUGAAAUGGCGUCAGUCAUUUGAAAGCUAUUUGAAGACAAUGCCUCCUUAUUAUCUUGGGCCUUUGAAGAAAGCUGUGAGAAUGAUGGGAGCACCAAACCUUAUAGCUGACAAUGUGGAAUAUGGACUUAGUUACAGUGUCAUUUCAUAUCUCAAAAAGUUGAGUCAGCAGGCCAAAAUAGAGUCCGAUAGAGUCAUUGGCUCUGUAGGCAAAAAGGUAGCGCAAGAGACUGGAAUUAAGGUCAGAAGCAGAUCACACAACCUGUCUAUGGCACAUAGGAACGAUUUUCAACAUCUGCUACAGGGGAUUACUGGGGAAAUUCCUCAUAGACCUCUAGACCUCAAUAUGAAGGAGUAUGCUGGGUUCCAAAUAGCUUUGCUGAAUAAGGAUUUGAAACCUCAGACAUUUAGAAAUGCUUAUGACAUACCCAGAAGAAAUCUUUUGGACCAGUUAACACGAAUGAGAUCUAAUUUAUUGAAGAGUACUUGCAAGUUCCUCAAAGGACAAGAUGAAGAUCAAGUUCACAGUGUACCUAUAGCACAAAUGGGAAAUUACCAGGAGUAUCUAAAACAAAUACCUUCUCCACUCCGAGAACUUGAUCCUGAUCAACCACGAAGGCUUCAUACAUUUGGCAAUCCAUUCAAAUUGGACAAAAAGGGAAUGAUGAUAGAUGAAGCAGAUGAAUUUGUAUCAGGACCUCAAAAUAAACAUAAAAGACCUGGAGAACCAAAUAUGCAAGGGAUUCCAAAAAGGCGACGUUGUAUGUCCCCCCUGCUCAGAGGGCGGCCACAAACUCUUCCAGUUGUCAAUAACCACAUUGGAGGAAAAGGGCCCCCAACACCAAUUGCACAAGCACAGCCUGACCUUAUUAAACCCAUUGCUAUUCACAAAACAUCAGAAACAAAUAAUGAAGUUGGAGUUGAUGAUGUCAUUGAGAAUCACAGUACAGACCCCCUUUCAUCAGAUGUUUUCCCAAAUGCUGUGGAUUCAGAGUUUUCACUGUCCUCUUCACCAUUCAAUUCAUUGGAUCGACCAGCAGCUCAUACAGAGGAUGUAGGCCAUGAACAUUUAGGGAAUAAUUUGAAUGUUGAUGGGUUUUUGGAGAAUCACGAGGAAUCAGGUAGUAAAGAGCAAAGUCCAGAAGAGAACUUGACAAUGUCUUCACCUAGCAAAGGGAAAAAACCAGUGCACUGCAGGAGUUCCAGAGAGAUUAAUAUAGAGCUAAGAGCACAAAUUAUGAAAGAGAUCCGAAAACCAGGAAGGAAAUAUGAAAGAAUCUUCUUUUUGCUGAAGCAUGUGCAAGGAAGCUUACAAACCCGGCUGAUAUUUUUGCAGAAUGUUAUAAAAGAAGCUUCAAGCAUACUUCAUUCAGAGAUAGCGUAGUCCUGUCUGAGACUUUGGAAAUGGAGGUGGCUUUUCUCUGAAGAAGAGUGACUUGAUAAGGAUUUAAACCCUGUGUUUUUCAUCCAGGUAGAAACUGUUCCUUACAGUAUCUUUAGACUAUCCAUACUUAGCCUUCUACAUGCUUACUGAGAGGAAAAAAGGAGAAAUGUAUUAGAACCAAUAGUGUUUGAGUUGCAGGGAAUGAGUAAUUCCAGGAUCUUACAGGGAUCAUAAAUAUAACCCGAACUUUGAGGCUUACUUUGGAAACCUCAAAGAAUAGCUGCUUUUUAUUUUCUAAUAUGUUUUGUAGUAGUCAGCUCUUUUAUGUGGCAUUCAGCAAAUUUCAUUAAUAAAAACAAAAUAAUUUUAGGAGAAAACCGUGCCUCUCAAGGUAUGCUGGAUGUUGGACAUCCAUACAGAUCCUUUACCCUUCUAUUGCCAGCUCGGUGGGGCAUGUAAAUUUAUGUAGAUCAUGCUCUUCCAUUAGCAACCAUUGCUGUAUUAUGCUUUUGCUUGAUUGUUAUGUUGCCUGUUGGAGUUGUUCUGUAUGUUGCAAAUUAUACAUUCUUCCUCACUGUCACAGCACACUAUAACAGUACUGUUGCUCUUGGAGUUUGUGGCAGCCCUUAGUGGGAUUGGAAUUUUUGUGCUGUAAAAUUAGGCUGUUGAGAUCACCUGUAACUCUCAUUUCUCUUGCACAGUCUCUUUAUUCCAGCUGUCUUUAGUUGACAAUUCUACAAAAUUUGCCAGUGGUUGAGUGUUGCUCUUGGGUGCAUCAGGGAUUGUGGGGAGGCUUGUGAUCUGGAAAUUAGGGCAGAUACCAUGUCUCUGUGAGCCAAGGGCAUGGACCAGGAUGCCUGACUGGAAACUAGAGGCUUCUGCUGGGGUUUAGUGAAGUCACAGGACUGAACUUGGGAUAUAGUUCAAAAUAUUUUCAUUGCUACUUGUCUUUGAACACACAUAUGGCUACCAAAGCAUUGGUCAGAGGUGCAGAAUUGUUGCAAGGGGGAGGGGCUAGCUGGAAGCAGCUAGGAGUUCUACUUCCUGAGGUAGGGGCGUAAGCCGAGGUGACAGAAUGGCCUACUGACCAAAUUUAUACAACUGGUAUGGAAUAGAGCUGCAGAGACUCCGGAGGUAUGGAGUUUGGAUGCCUGUGUUUUCCUUUAAUUUCUUUCUCAAAAUUUUAAUUUGUGUUGUUUGUCAGGAAAUCUGCUUUCCACUGUGUAAUAGCUGUUCCUCCACCAGUACCGACUUCGUUAACUUGGAUGAAUGCAUCAUGAAGGCAUGCAAAUAAUCCCUAAAAGCUGUUUGCCAGCUUUAGGAUUAUAGUUCUUUUGAUGUAUAUUUUAUUUCUGUGCUUCAGAACUUCACUUCUGGAAGCAACAAACUCCUGUCUUUUUCCUGGAUUUCGGAGAGCUCAGUGAUGUUCAGCUAUAAUAAACUCUCGUAAAUGUAGUUUUGUGUUCUGCAAAUGGAAAAGCAAGUUAGUGGUUUACCAGAAUGUUAGGAGACAGUGUAUGUAUACAAAUGAGGUAUGUGUAUACCUCAUCAUGAACUGCUCCUGAAGUAAUAACUGAAGUUAUGUAGUUCAGUAAAAGUUUUGUCAAUGAUGUUUCAUGUAUUACUC
Molecule: messenger RNA, 4543 nt
Organism: Haemorhous mexicanus (house finch)
Lineage: Eukaryota; Metazoa; Chordata; Aves; Passeriformes; Fringillidae
Gene: INTS6
Product: integrator complex subunit 6
Exons: 18
Coding region: 319-2916 (865 amino acids)
Biological process (GO): snRNA 3'-end processing
Cellular component (GO): integrator complex
Source: RefSeq, a predicted model, not a curated record